UAUGAAACGUGCCUACUUUACAAUCAUGGCGCGUGGCACCACCGAAAACUACCGUCUCUGUCUCUCUCUCUUUCAUAGUUGCAAUUGCAUCAACCGCAGGGAAGUAUCCUUAAACACUGAAAAUUCCAACACCAUUUCUCUCUCUCUCUCUCUCUCUCUCUCUCUCUCUCUGUCUAUAUUUCUCUGUUAGCCGUUGAGAGUUUCAGUCUACCCUCCAUUUUCACAACGUUCCCGAUUCAAUUCUCUUCUUCCAUUUGUGUUUUAUUUAUUUAUUAUUAUUCAAAGUUUUGGCCUUUAUGAUGACCCUUUUGCCAAAUUGAUCUCUCUCUCUCUCUCUCUCUCUCUCUCUCUCUCUACAAUAAGCUACAAUGUUUCUUCAUCUCUUAGAAUGAUGGAUGCUCCCUCCGUCUCUUCUUCCUCCUUUGGUUCCAUUGCCACCAACGUUUAGGAGAAGUGGCAACAUCAGUGAAGUAGUGUGACCAUGGAGCAACGACGGCGUUGGCACGAUGUGUUCUGGUUAGGAAUAUUUGUGAUCCAUUUGAUUGGUUUGGGUUUUGUUCUUGGGGUUCUAGGCCUCAACAGGUUCAAGAUAAAGAACAGGCUUGACAUUGAUAAGUACACCUACCGGUUCAUGGAGAAUGAGGCUGGGUUGACGGAGGAUUACUGGCCGCUCUAUGCGGUUGCCGGCGGUGUUGGCACUGCUAUUGGAUGGAGUUGGUUGUUGCUGUUGGGUUCACGCGCCACCCAAAUGAUGAAGGUGUCUGUGCACAUCCUCACCACUUAUCUUGCUGUGAUCAGUGUUUUGUGUUUCUGGGCUGAGCAGUUUUUCUGGGGUGUUGCUUUUGCUAUUGGUGCAUCUCUGCAGUUCUUGUAUGUGAUAUCUGUCAUAGAUAGACUUCCAUAUACAAUGUUGGUUUUGCAAAAAGCUGCCAAGUUGGUGUGGAAUCUUCCUGAGGUUAUGAGAGUGGCAUAUGCAUUUAUGCUUGCUGUGCUUUUAUGGAUGGCCUUAUGGUCAUUUGGAGCUGCUGGUGUUGUGGCUUCGAGCAUGGGUGAUGGUGGACGCUGGUGGCUUCUUGUGGUCCUCUCUGUGAGCUUAUUUUGGACAGGUGCUGUAAUCUGUAAUACUGUACAUGUCAUAGUGUCUGGGAUGGUGGUUCUUGUUAGUAUCCAUGGUGGUAGCGAGGCUGCAUCUGUUCCCGCUAACUCCUUAAUGAAAUCUGUACAGUAUGCUUUAACAACAUCUUUUGGCAGCAUUUGCUAUGGCUCAUUAUUCACAGCUGCUAUUAGGACACUGCGAUGGGAGAUAAGAGGAUUGCGCUCAAAGAUAGGCAAAAAUGAGUGUUUGCUUUGCUGUGUUGAUUUCCUUUUCCAUCUUGUGGAGACUCUUGUCCGUUUCUUUAACAAGUAUGCUUAUGUUCAGAUUGCUGUUUAUGGUAAAAGCUUUAACCAUUCUGCUAGAGAUGCGUGGGAGUUAUUUCAGUCAACUGGAGUUGAGGCACUUGUGGCCUAUGAUUGUUCAGGUGCUGUGCUGCUAAUGGGAACCAUUUUCGGUGGGCUAAUAACUGGAACUUGUUCUGCUGUUUGGGCAUGGAUGAAAUGGAGUGACAGAGCAUUUAUGAUUGGCUCCACAUCUAUGCUCAUGGGGAUGAUAUUGGUUGGAGUGUCUAUGGUUGUGGUGGAAAGUGCUGUUACAUCCAUAUAUAUUUGCUAUGCAGAAGACCCCAUGUUGAUUCAGAGAUGGGACCCUGACUUUUUCAACCAGAUGUCUGAGACACUACACCAUCGACUUCAACAUAGGAGUGCACGUGAAAGGGAAGUUUUAACCCACAAUCAGCUUGAUGGCCGUGUACGAGAAAACGCAUCUAUUUGAGGAAUCACUCCAUGUUAUAUAGUACACCACUUUAUUUAUCCACUAUAUGUCAACCAUUUAGAAUCUUUUUGUGGUUUGUUGUAACUUGUAAGAUAAGUGUCAUAUUUCAAGUUAAAAGUAAUUGGAAAAGAAAAAAUAUUUGUUGAUGUUGUUGAGGGUAUUGGCUUUGAGCAAUGUUGGAUGUGCAAUGGUUGCCUUAAAUAUGGUCAUUUUGUACCUUAAAAAAAGGAGCAAGAAAAGGAAGACUGCAGGCAGU
Messenger RNA from Gastrolobium bilobum, 2126 nucleotides. RefSeq lists its product as uncharacterized. The record is from RefSeq and is a predicted model, not a curated record. The coding region runs from base 482 to 1870 and encodes 462 amino acids. Lineage: Eukaryota; Viridiplantae; Streptophyta; Magnoliopsida; Fabales; Fabaceae. Gene Ontology annotation, biological process: transmembrane transport. Gene Ontology annotation, molecular function: transmembrane transporter activity. The transcript is spliced from 7 exons. Gene Ontology annotation, cellular component: membrane.